CAGGGCACCGCUCGCCCGACUCUUCCGCCGUCGCCGCCUGGCACCCUAUACAUUUCUCAUUCUGAACCGCGACAGCUCCAACCAUGGCGGGUAAACGCGACUUUCUGUCCAUGGAGGCGCCUGAGAAUUAUGUCGCUGGUCUCGGGCGUGGUGCCACCGGAUUCACAACCCGCAGUGACUUGGGUCCUGCAAGGGAGGGGCCUAGCGAGGAGCAAAUGAAGGAGAUGCUCGCAAAGCGCGCUGCACAACUCGGACAGGCAGCUCCUUCAGCAUAUGGAGCUACGGAAAAGAAGGAGGAAGAUGACGAUGACGACCGAUACCAGGACCCGGAUAAUGAAGUGGGGCUGUUUGCGUCGGGCAUGAACUUUGAUCGGGAUGAUGAUGAGGCAGACGAGAUCUUUGCACUAGUGGACGAGAAGAUGGACCGCAGGAGACGCGCACGCAGGGAAGAACGAGAACAGCGAGAGCGGGAAGACUACGAGAGUAAGAACCCCAAAAUCCAGCAGCAAUUCGCGGACCUGAAACGCGCACUCGGAACGGUUACGGAAGACGAAUGGGCGGCCCUACCGGAGGUCGGCGACAUGACUGGACGAACGAAGCGAGCUCGCGAAGCACGCCAGAACAAUCGGUUUUACGCGGUGCCGGACAGUGUCAUCGCGGGGGCUGCAUCAGCGGGACAACUGGACACUUCAAUAUCGGCAGAUGCUGGGGAUGGGACUGUGACGGAUUUUGCGUCUAUUGGAGCUGCACAGAAAUCUGCCCUGCAAGUGCGCUUGGAUUCCGCGGCUCAGUCUGCAGGCGGCGACUCUACUUCAGGAACCGCUACAAGCAUCGACAACGUAAAGGGAUACCUGACCUCUCUCGAAAAGUCGGCUGUCAAGGCGGGCGAAGUACCUGUAGAGGACCUCAACCGUGCUCGUCUACUACUCGAAUCCGCCGUCAAGACGAAUCCGAAGAACGGACCCGGGCAUGUGGCGCUUUGCCGACUUGAGGAGUUUGCUGGAAAAGUGACGAGAGCUAGGAAGGUCAUUGCACAGGGCGCAGAGCUCUGUCCGAGGAGUAUAGAUGUCUGGCUGGAGAACAUCCGCAUUAAUCGCGAGAAUCUUCAGAAUAGUCGAAUCAUUGCCGCCAAUGCUCUGAAAAUUCCGGGAAACUCCAAGAGCGUUGAGUUAUGGCAGGCAGCACUGGAGCUUGAGUCAACCACACAAGCUCGUAAGAGGGUCCUGCGCCAGGCUAUUGACUCGAUUCCUUCAUCCGUGGAGCUCUGGAAGUCAUUGAUCAAUGAGACAGAAGACAUCGAGGAGGUCAAAUUGCUCUUUCACAAAGCGACACAGACCAUACCACUCUCCGAGGAACUAUGGAUUAGUUACGCGCGUGUCUGCAAUCCCACGGACGCACAGAAUGUUCUCAAUCAGGCGCGCAAGGCCAUCAAAUCAAGCUGGGCAAUCUGGGUAGCAGCUGCACGACUACAGGAGCAGCUCGGUAGUGAAGACGACCUGGUUCACAAGAUUCUGGAGCGCGCGGUCAAGUCUCUAGCUAAGGAAAAGGCCAUGUUGAAGCGCGAAGACUGUAUAACCGAGGCCGAGAAAUGCGAGGAAGAGGGCGCUGUUCGUACUAGCGUAGCCAUCAUCGACGCAACACUCGGCUGGGGUCUAGACGAAGAUGACGAUCGCAAGGAGGUUUGGCUGAAAGAUGCAAAGUCUUCCAUUGGCCGAGGUCACUUUGCGACUGCUCGAGCCAUGUAUGGGUAUGCUCUGAAGGUGUUUACUCAGAGUAAAACACUGUGGCACGCGACUGCAGAGCUCGAGAAAAACCAUGGCACUCACGCCGGUCUCGUCAGCGUUCUGGAGAGGUCUGUCAACGCAGUAUCCGGAACAAAAUCCGAAUCGCUUUGGCUCAUGCUAGCCCGGGAACAGUGGCAUGCUGGCGAACUCAACCAGGCUCGAGAGACUCUUGCCAAAGCAUUCGAUGCAAUCCCCGAUAACGAGAACAUCUAUCUCCGAGCUGUCGAGCUGGAAGUGGAUGCGAAAAAUCAUGAUCAGGCACGAGGGUUCCUUAAACAUGCUAGAGAAAAGGCUUCGACCGCUCGCAUUUGGCUUCGUAGCAUAGUGCUUGAGAGAAAUCUCGGAAACGUUGAUGACGCUCUAAACCUGACCAACGAAGCGCUUGAUUUCUUCCCAGGUGCUUGGAAGCUCCACGCCGUGAAAGGUCAGCUAUACGAGUCUAUGGGGAAGCUACCACAGGCAGAACAGUCGUACGCCCAGGGUACACGUGUCUGCCCGAAGAGCGCACCUUUGUUUCUCCUCCUCUCUCGAAUUCUGGAGCGACAGGGAUUCGUCACCAAGGCACGCUCGGCGCUCGACCGUGGAAAGUUGGCAAACCCGAAGAACGACGUCCUGCUCUGCGAGAGCGUCCGGCUCGAGCGGCGCGCGGGCAAUAUUCCAGCCGCUAACAAAGUCAUGGCGCAAGCUUUGCAAGAAACCGGUGGCCACUCUGGUCUCCUCUGGGCUGAGCGUAUCAUGCACCUAGAAUCCCGCACACAGCGUAAACCGCGUGCCCUCGAAGCCAUCAAGAAAAUCGAUAACAACCCCAUGCUCUUUGUCGUCGUGGGGCGCAUCUUCUGGGGCGAGCGUCGGCUCGAGAAGGCAGCGACUUGGUUCGAGAAGGCUUUGGUGCUGGAUAGCGAUUACGGCGAUGCGUGGGCUUGGUACUACAAGUUCCUGGAGCAGCAUGGGACCGAUGAGAAGAAAGCGGAGGUGCUGAAUAAGAUCUCGCUGGCCGAGCCGAAGCAUGGAGAGGUUUGGCAGUCGGUGUCGAAGGAUCCGAAGAAUGUUGGAAAGGGGUUCGAGGAGCUGCUGAAGCUUGCGGUUGCGAUCUUGGAGUGAGGUGGGGAUAGGGUUUGGAGGGUCUUAGAUGCAUGAAAUUGGCGUUGGAGGGGCGUUCAUGAAUCAGCUGGUCCGACUUCGAAGUUCUGAAGGAACUUUCAGCACAAUAUGGCUGAAUUAAAACACCCCGUAGGUAGGUAGUACCUAACUACUGUAACCCUUCAAUCGAGAGCGGAUCACACCGUAAUGUAACCACUUCGAGAGCGUCCAUCCAUGUUCAGGGUGCAGCCACGUUAUCUACUUGCGCAUCUCUUCCUACUAAUCCCUCAAAAUUAGCAUAUCCUAAACGUGCUAAUUGAAGGUAUGCAGAGUGUGUCUGGGAUACAUGACAAAGCCUUUGCUACUUGAGUCUUCUCCUACGCUCGUCCACAUCUUUGCCGCUUUAAUCCUUUUGCUCC
Molecule: messenger RNA, 3283 nt
Organism: Mytilinidion resinicola
Lineage: Eukaryota; Fungi; Ascomycota; Dothideomycetes; Mytilinidiales; Mytilinidiaceae
Exons: 2
Coding region: 84-2885 (933 amino acids)
Biological process (GO): spliceosomal tri-snRNP complex assembly; mRNA splicing, via spliceosome
Cellular component (GO): catalytic step 2 spliceosome; U4/U6 x U5 tri-snRNP complex
Molecular function (GO): protein binding
Source: RefSeq, a predicted model, not a curated record